AUGAAACAAAUAUUGCAAAAGUCGGAUCGUGCUGGGAGGAUUGCCAAAUGGGCGGUUGAGCUCGGAGAGUUUGACCUUGAAUACCGCCCCAGACCCGCCAUUAAAGCUCAGGUGCUUGCCGACUUCAUCGUGGAGUGCACCGUGCCAGACGAUCCCGAGCUGCCGCUCACACCCGCAGAAGAGACCCCGAGGCCGCUAUGGGUCCUACAUGCGGACGGCUCCUCGACCUUGGGGGGUAGCGGAGCCGGCCUCAUCCUCACCAGCCCGGAUGGGGUGGUGGCUGAGCAAGCCCUGCGCCUUGAGUUUCCCGCCUCAAACAACGAGGCAGAAUACGAGGCGCUCAUUGCCGGACUCAAAUUGGCGAAGGAGCUGAAGGUGGAAGACCUGAAGGCCUUCAGUGACUCUCAGCUAAUAGUGAGCCAGGUCCAGGGAGACUUCGAAGCAAAGGAGCCAUCGAUGCAGAAAUAUCUCCAAAAGGUGCGGGAACUAACAUCCGCCCUAGGUUCCUUCAGCAUCCAGCACAUCCCCAGAACGGAGAAUCUUAGGGCGGAUCAAUUGUCAAAGCUGGCGACCUCCCGCAUGAGUGAGCUCUCCAAGACGACAGCACUCGAAUAUCUCCAAACGCCCAGCACAGAGGAGCCUGAACCGACCAUGUGCAUCGACUUCGAGCCAAGCUGGAUCGACGGGCUCAUCCACUAUCUCCAGGAUGGGACCCUCCCUCACGACGAGCUGGAGGCUCGCCGGAUCAGGCGUCAAAGCUCCUCGGUACGUCCUAUAUGA
Phoenix dactylifera (date palm) is the source of this 780-nucleotide messenger RNA. The record is from RefSeq and is a predicted model, not a curated record. Lineage: Eukaryota; Viridiplantae; Streptophyta; Magnoliopsida; Arecales; Arecaceae.